AUGAGGCUCCUUGUCCCGCGCAUGGCGGCCGUGAGGCUCCAGCCGCGGACUGGUUCCCCCGCCUUACGGAGAUGGAACUCGACCGCCAGCUCCAAGACGCAGCAGCGCGAGCCCGAGUCGUUCUUCACCCCCGCGCCCGGAGACGACAAGCCGUUCAUGGUCACGACCCCGAUCUUCUAUGUUAACGCGUCCCCGCACAUCGGCCACCUGCACAGCAUGGUGCUGACGGACACGUUUGCGCGGUUCUCGGCGCUGCGCCAUCCCGACCGUCCCGUCCUCUUCAGCACCGGCACGGACGAGCACGGCAUGAAGAUUCAGCAGGCGGCGGCGAAGGGUGGAAUGAGUGAGAAGGAGUUCUGUGACGAGGUGUCGCAGCGGUUCCGAAACCUCGCCGACAAGGCCGAGACGGGCUACACCGACUUUGUGCGUACAUCCGAGGAGCGGCACUACGCGGCCGUGGACGCGUUCUGGGCGCGUCUCAAGGCAUCCGGCUCCGUGUACAAGGGCACGCAUGAGGGGUGGUACUCUGUCAGCGACGAGUGCUUCUACAGCGAGCAGCAGAUCGAGAAGGCCGACGACGGCAAGAUGAUCGCGACCGAGACGGGCAACGAGGUCGUGUGGUCUGAGGAGGAGAACUGGAAGUUCCGUCUGGGCGACUACAAGGACCAGCUGCGCGAGUGGCUGCAGCGUGAUGAAGCGGUGCACCCCUGGCCGAUGCACGCCAACAUUGCCCGGCAAGUCGACGGCAUGGGCGAGCUGUCCAUCUCGCGUCCGGCCUCUCGUGUGAAGUGGGGCGUGCCCGUCCCCGGCGACCCGAGCCAGACGAUCUAUGUCUGGGUCGACGCCUUGAUCAACUAUCUCACCGUCGCCGGUUUCCCGGGCGAGAUGCCCGCCUGGCCUGCCGACAUGCACGUCGUGGGCAAGGACAUCAUCCGCUUCCACGCCCUGCACUGGCCCGCGCUCCUCAGCGCGGCCAAGCUGCCCCUUCCUAAGCGAGUCCUCGCCCAUGCUCACUGGACGAUGGGCAACGCGAAAAUGUCCAAAUCGAGGGGAAACGUCGUCGACCCCAUCGCGGCCAUGGACCACUACGGCCCCGACGCGGUGCGGUGGUACCUCAUGCGUUCGGGUGGAAGUCUGGAGGGGGACAGCGACUACAGCGCCGGCGAGCUAUCAAAGGCGCAUGCAAAGCUGGGCGCGCAGCUCGGAAACCUGGUCCAGCGCAUUCUGGCCCCCAAGCUUCUCGCCGGCGUCGGAGAGUCCUUUGAGCGCGACGCGGACAUGGACGCGACGCUCUCGGUGCUGCCGGAGGCGAUCGAGCGGCGGUUCGAGGGAUACGAGCUCACGGCCGCUGUCGGCGCGCUCGAGGCCGCGCUGGCGGAUGCGAACCGCUUCUUCUCCGACAACGAGCCGUGGGCCAAGACCAACACGACGCGUGAGAUGGCGUACGCGUACGCCACCCUCCGCAACGUGGGUAUUCUCUCCCGCCCCAUCAUUCCGGGCAAGAGCGAGGAGCUCCUAGACCGUCUCGGCGUGCCCGCCGACGAGCGCGGGUGGAAGGACGCACAGUGGAACGGAGAGCUUGAUGUCGUCGAGAUGAAGCGCAGGCUCGAGGAGGCAGGCAAGAAGUUCAAGGGCACGACUCUCUUCCCCCGUAUCGACGAUAAGACCUGA
Molecule: messenger RNA, 1671 nt
Organism: Trichosporon asahii var. asahii CBS 2479
Lineage: Eukaryota; Fungi; Basidiomycota; Tremellomycetes; Trichosporonales; Trichosporonaceae
Product: methionine-tRNA ligase
Exons: 5
Coding region: 1-1671 (556 amino acids)
Biological process (GO): methionyl-tRNA aminoacylation
Molecular function (GO): methionine-tRNA ligase activity; ATP binding
Source: RefSeq, a predicted model, not a curated record